Molecule: messenger RNA, 1749 nt
Organism: Brassica oleracea var. oleracea
Lineage: Eukaryota; Viridiplantae; Streptophyta; Magnoliopsida; Brassicales; Brassicaceae
Exons: 3
Coding region: 1-1749 (582 amino acids)
Molecular function (GO): zinc ion binding; nucleic acid binding
Source: RefSeq, a predicted model, not a curated record
AUGGGAGACGAUAACAAUUCUCAAGGACGUGAUAAAGGUCUUGAGAUGAAGAAGGACAUACGAUGUCUGAUGCUAUCAUCGACCAACUACACCGUAUGGUCGAUGCGAAUGAAAGUGAUGCGAAUGAAAGUGAUGCUUCGUUUAUACGAAGUUUGGGAUACAACUGAUCUAGGGAGUGAUGAUGCAAAGAAGAACAAUAUGGUGAUUGCUCUGAUCUUUCAAUCUGUCCCAGAAGCGCUAAUACUUCAGAUAGGAGAACAUGAUACAUCGAAGAAGAUUUGGAAAGCUAUCAAAUCCCGUAACCUAGGUGCUGAUCGCGUGAGAGAAGCGAGGUUACAGACUUUGAUGUCUGAGUUCGACAAACUGAAGAUGGCAGACACAGACACGGUGGAUGACUAUGCAGGAAAACUUUCAGGCUUAGCAUCGAGAACAACCGCGUUAGGAGAGACAAUGAAAGAAUCGAAGAUGGUAAAGAAGUUUUUGAAGGGACUUCCAAGAACAAAGUUCAUUCACAUUGUAGCUUCGUUAGAACAAGUGUUGGAUCUAAAUUCAACCGGAUUCAAAGACAUUGUUGGGAGAUUGAAGGCUUUUGAAGAAUGCAUAAAAGAAGAAACCCAAGAUGAAGAUCAAUCGAAGCUAAUGUUUGUAAAGAAUGAUACACAAGGUCGUGGAAGCCAUAAUAACUCACGAAGAAGAGGCAGAGGUAGAGCUAAUGGUGGAAGGGGAAGAGGACGAGGAAGGUCUAAUGGUUUUGAUGGUCAUAACAAAGGAGGAGAAGCUUCGGACAAGACCAAGAAAGACUACUCUAAAGUUAAAUAUUGGAGAUGCGACAAGAUGGGGCACUUCGUGUCACAUUGUCCUACACGACCAAGAGAAGAAGCUAACCUAACGGAAACACAAGAAGCAGAUGCAUUAUAUAUGCAUGAAGUAGUAUUCCUCAACGAAGAGAGAGUGUUUCCUAAGAGGUUUGAUGAAUGCGAUGGAAAUACGAGUAUAUGGUACCUUGACAAUGGUGCAAGUAACCAUAUGACAGGCAAGAGAGAGUUCUUCUCAAACCUAGACAAGAGCAUCAAAGGCAAAGUCAAAUUUGGUGAUGGAUCAAACGUCGAGAUUGUUGGGAAAGGUUCGAUCAUGUUCAUCGGAAAAACAGAGGAGAUAAGAGCACUCAAAGACAUCUACUACAUUCCUUGUCUUGGACAAGCAACCGAGAUGGGUUGUGAGGCUAUUAGUACAAGUCGCAAGGCAACCAAACCGACGACGCCAAUGGAGGUUGAAUAUCCGAAGUGUCUUCAAAUACAAGAAACUGAUGUUACAUGGACGUGGCAUGCAUGGCUAGGACAUGUGAACUUUGGAGUCAUGACGAAUAUGGUAGACAAGGAUAUGGUAGUAUGGAUGCCUCAUGUGAUACACGAGAAAUACAAAGCUACGAAGAUACCUAAUCAGCUAUGGGGAGAAGCAGUACGUCAUUCAACGUAUCUCAUAAACCGCAUUGCUACAAAGGCUUUGGAAAACAAGACUACAUACGAAGGCUUGUAUGUUAAGAAACCGAACAUUGAGCAUCUAAGGAUUUUUGGAUGUGUAGCUUUCGCAAAAAUCAACAGUCCUCAUCUCAAGAAGCUGGAUGAUCGAUCGAGGAUGGUGAUCAACCUAGGCACAGAGCCCGGCUCAAAAGCUUACAGGCUCUAUGAUCCUGUCACGAAGAAGGUAGUUGUUAGUAGAGAUGUAAUCUUUGACGAGAAGAAAAGUUAG